This is a messenger RNA of Centropristis striata (black sea bass), 1651 nucleotides long. RefSeq names its product prefoldin subunit 2 (gene pfdn2). NCBI's taxonomy places the organism in Eukaryota, Metazoa, Chordata, Actinopteri, Perciformes, Serranidae. Gene Ontology annotation, cellular component: cytoplasm; prefoldin complex. Gene Ontology annotation, biological process: protein folding. The coding region runs from base 33 to 521 and encodes 162 amino acids. The record is from RefSeq and is a predicted model, not a curated record. Gene Ontology annotation, molecular function: protein folding chaperone. The transcript has 4 exons.
CCCGGGGUCCUUCUCAGCAACACCCUUCCAAGAUGGCAGCCAACAGUAGCAGCACGGGUAGCAAAUCCAGCAGCAGCGCCGGAGGGAAACAGUCCGGUCCGUCCGCCGAACAGGUGGUGUCGACGUUCCAGAGGAUGCGUCAGGAGCAGCGCGGCAUGGCCUCUAAAUCUGCAGAGCUGGAGAUGGAGGUCAACGAGCACAGCUUAGUAAUCGAGACCCUGAAGGAGGUGGACCCUUCGAGGAAAUGCUUUCGCCUGGUAGGAGGAGUUUUAGUGGAGAGGACGGUAAAAGAAGUUCUACCUGCCUUGGAAACCAACAAAGAACAGAUCUCCAAAAUAAUCGAGUCCCUCAACACACAGAUGCAGACGAAAGGACGGGAGCUCACAGAGUACCGGGAACGCUACAACAUCCGGUUGAUGGGCGAGGGAGAAGGAGGCGAGGCCCAGGGCCAGUCGGCAGCGUCCUCCAGGGACAGCGAAGGGGGCGGGUCUAAAAGCGGCGCUGGCGUUUUAGUGUCGUAGUGUGUUGUUAUUAUAGCGGGCGGGCGACCGUAGGGCCUUAUGAUUUCUGCAGUACUGAAAAAUAGAGUUGAAGUCACAAAAUCUGGGUUUCAGAAUUGAACUUUUCACAGGAUAAUUUUUGCUAAACAGUGCAUCAAACCCUCUACAUAGUGUUCUGCUUACAUACGUGAAUGCUAGUGCGUGAAAAAAAAAUAAGGUUGUUUGUCUUACAUCUGCCUUUCAAUGACCUUUUUUGUUAUUUCUCAAAUAUUGUGGCAUAAUUAAACAAAUUCUGAAGACAUGUUUUAGUCUUAUUGUUAACCCAUUUAAAAUAGAAUUGGCAUAAAAAAAAAAAUUUGCCCAGAAAAUAGAAGACACAGUCGUGGAAAAAAUGAUCAGAUGUCUUUUUGUUCAGUUUCUUGUUCAUUUUAAUGCCUGAUACAACUAAAGGUACAUUUGUUUGGACAAAUAUAAUAAAAAUAGCUCAUAAGAGUUUAAUUUAAGAGUUGAUUUCUAGCCAUUUUCUAUGGUUUUCUUGACAAUGAUUUUGGUUAUUAUCAAGAAAACCAUGGAAAAUGUCUCUGAAAUUAAACUGUAUUUUUUCCAUGGCUGUAAGAGUUCAGGUGGUUAUUGAAUAAAAACUAGAUCAAGUAAACAUUCAUUUGCAUUUUGUAAAUUUAGGAUUUUGGACUAACAACUUAAAAAUGGAGGAACAACUGAUUUUAUAUGGUCCUAAAGUAGGUUGCUGUGCAAAAAGUCACCCUGGCAAAGGCAGGACAGGUCCUGGAAGACAACUUGACAGCAUGAGUUUACACUGUAAACAUGUCACUAUAGAUCAAAAGGAACGGGUCGGCUUUAUUUUUUGUGAAACAUUUUACCUUCAAACGUAAGCCACGCACAGAACAGCUGCUGGUUUUUAUUCAGAAUGUUAGUAAAGUCUGUGCCACCACCACGACUUUUAACAAUAAAGCCCCACAGUUUAAAACCUUGUUAAAAACAAUAAAAGUCAUAUUCUUUCUGAAUCAAUGUUUUCAACAGAGGAAAUGUCGCCUUGGGCCUGAUCUGUUCCGUUCUGUCUGCACUGUUCAUGUAGUUGUAAGGGCAAAAUGUUUUUUUCUUAACGAUCACAAAUUAAAGAAUGUCACAAUUGA